Armigeres subalbatus is the source of this 843-nucleotide messenger RNA. RefSeq names its product eukaryotic translation initiation factor 3 subunit K. Gene Ontology annotation, biological process: regulation of translational initiation. Gene Ontology annotation, molecular function: translation initiation factor activity; ribosome binding. Lineage: Eukaryota; Metazoa; Arthropoda; Insecta; Diptera; Culicidae. Gene Ontology annotation, cellular component: cytoplasm; eukaryotic translation initiation factor 3 complex. The transcript is spliced from 3 exons. The coding region runs from base 99 to 764 and encodes 221 amino acids. The record is from RefSeq and is a predicted model, not a curated record.
UUCUUAUCUGCCAAACGCGUUCCUUCCUUUCUCUUUAUGCCGUUCGAUCCAGAAAAACUUUGCCAUUUUAAAGACUUUUAAUUUUUUUGCUUGUAAAAAUGGUACAUUACGUGAAAAUGGAGGACGGCAAAGUAAUGCCUAUUCAGGACAUGCUGAAAAGCAUUGAACGCUACAAUCCAGAACAUCUGAAAGUAAUCGAAGCCUAUGUCGAGGAACAAGCUCGGGACAAUCAAUACGAUCUGGAAGCAAAUUUGGCUUGUCUUAAGCUGUACCAGUUCAACCCUCAGCUGAUGAACUUGGACGUCACUUAUGUGAUUCUGCUGAAAGCUUUGACGAACUUUCCCCAUACGGAUUUUGUCCUGUGCAAAUGUCUGUUGCUUCCGGCCCAAAUGAAUGACGAUACGGUCAAGGAAAUCAUCUACUUGGCGGAUAUUUUAGAGAAGUGCGAUUUCACCCUGUUUUGGUCCCGGGUGGCCAAGAACCCACCGUUCUUCAAGAAAAUCAGCGGAUUCUUUGAUUCGAUUCGGAAGUUUGUGUGUCACGUUGUGGGCAUCACUUUCCAGUCCAUCGAGAAGCAAUAUCUGGUGCGGCUGCUUGGAGACGUUGAUGAUAAUGUCCUCCGUGCAUGGGUGAAGAAGAACAACUGGAAAGAAGAUGGACAAUAUGUUACGGUGGCAGUACAGGAAGGCAACAUCAAGACAAAGCACAUUACGGAGAAGAUUGACUUCGAGAACCUUGGCCCGCUGAUGGCUAACUGUUUGUAGAGUUCAAAUCUGAUGGAUCUCUUUUGAAAGAGAUCGACUGCAUUCCUAGCAAGUAAAGGCAAAUCAAAUGAACUAUAAA